Cavia porcellus (domestic guinea pig) is the source of this 8176-nucleotide messenger RNA. It is a transcript of the gene Tmem44, whose product is annotated as transmembrane protein 44. The coding region runs from base 6325 to 7725 and encodes 466 amino acids. NCBI's taxonomy places the organism in Eukaryota, Metazoa, Chordata, Mammalia, Rodentia, Caviidae. The transcript is spliced from 10 exons. The record is from RefSeq and is a predicted model, not a curated record.
CCAGGGAACGAACUCACGAUUGCCUGCUUGCAAGGCAGGCGCUUAUGCCGCUGGGCUAAAUCCCCAGCCCCAGAACUAUUUUUUUCUUAGUGUCCAAAACAUUAAUUUCUGCUCUGAUCAUUAUAGUAUCCUCACUAAUACAAUCUUUGGCCUUGAUUUGUUUUUCUUUUUCUAGAAGUUUGAGGUUCAAUGUUAGGUUGUUAUUUGAGAUUGCUCUGUUUUCCUGACAUGAGCAUUCACUACUGUAGAUUUCCUUCAUAGCACUGCUUUCAUUGUGUCCUCUAAGUUUCAGUAUGUUGUAUUGGCAUAAUCAUGGCAUAAUCACUUAAUUGUCUAAUUUCUUCUUUAAUUUCAUCUGUUACCUGUUAGUUAUUCAGGAAGGUGUUAAAUAACUUCCAUGAAUGUGUGAAGUUUUUGUGGUUUCUUUUGCUAUUGAUUUCCAUGUUCAUUGCAGUAUGGGCUGAUAAGAUGCAUGGGGUAAUUCCGUCCCUUUGCAUUUACUUGCGUGUGUUCUGUGAGCUAUUGUGUGUCUUGGAGAAUGUCCCGUAUGCAGCCGAGAAGCAUGUGUGUCCUGAUCUGUGGGGUGAACACUGCAGGCAUCGAUUCAGUCCAUUUGUUCAAAAGUUUUGGUCAGCUCUGACAUUUCUUUAUUGAGUAUUUGUUUUGGGGGGGGGGGUUGUCCAUUUUUCUUUUGUGACAGUAGGCUCAUGAGGUUCCCCAUUAUAAUUUAUUAGUGCUUAUUUGGUUUUUCAUGUCCUUAAUAUGUUUUAUAUAGUUGGAUGCCCUGGUAUUUAUGGAUGCCUAUGUAUUUAUGAUUGUUACCUCUUCCUCUUGGAUCAUUCCUUCUGCAAGGAUGUAGUGACUUUCUUUGUCUCUCAUUCAAUCUUGACUUGAAAUCCACUUUGUCUGCAAAGAGAAUAGAUACUGGGCUGGGGAUUUAGCUCAGCAGCAUAAGCACCUGCUUUCCCAGCACGAGGUCAUGAGUUUGAUUCCCGGUACCAAAAAAAAAGAAUGGAUACUGCUGCUUUUUUCCAGGUUCCUGUGCAUGGAGUAUUGUUUUCCAUCCAUUGACUUUAUCUAUGAAUUUCUUUUUUUUUUUUAAGUUAAAUGUUUUUCUUAUAUGCAGCAUAUGGUGGCGUCUUGCUUCUUGAUCCAUUCUGCCAGUCUGUUUCUUUUAAUUGAUGAAUUGAGUUUUUUUUCUUCUUUCUUUCUUUCUUUCUUUCUUUUUUUUUUUUUUGUUUUUUGAGACAAGGUCUUGCUCAGGCUGGCCUUGAGUUCACUUUGUAGCCCCAGAGUGGUCUCAAACUUGCAGCAAUCCUCCUGCCUCAGCCUCACAAGUGCUGGGAUUGCAGGUGUGUGCUGUCACACCCAGCUGAGACCGUGUACGUUGAAGGUUUGAACUGAUACAUACAGAUUUAUCCUUGUCCUGUCUUUGGUUCCUCCCCACCCCGUCACUAUUUAAGUGUUCUUUUGCCUGGUGGAUUCAUUCUGUGGGAGUUUUUGUAGUCCUUGUUACCUCUUUCUCGAAUGUCCUCAGAACAUCGUGGUGUACUGGCUCAUGAAUUUCCUCACGUGCUGUUUGUCAUGUUCUUAUUUCUGCAUCAAUUUUAAAAGAUCUGGGCUGGAAGUUGAUUUCUUUUAGAGCUUUAAGUACUUCACUCCACCCUCUUGACUUGAGGGUUUAAGAGGUCUGCCGUUGAUUCUCAUUGGCUUCCCUUUAUAGAUGAUUUGUUUCUUUUCUUUAACAGCUUUUAAUAUUCUGUUGUUGUGCUGAAUUUCUGGAAUCUUGACUAUUAUAUGCCCUGGUGUAGUUUUUUGGAUUUUUUCUGUUUGUUUGUUUGUUUGUUUGUUUUGUCAUGGCUAAUUAGAGUUCUGUGUGCCUCAGUUAUCUGUCUAUCAAGUUCUUUUUCCCCGCUUGGAAGUUUUUGCGCUGACUUCUAUGAACAGGUUUUUUUAUGUCAUUUUGUUACUCUUCUUUUCAUCAUUUAACAACUCUUGGAUUGAUUUUUUUGUGAUCCCUUGCUAUUUUUAAGGAAUCCUGUCUAUAUGAGAUUGUCCUCACAUUGGUUUAUUCUGCUAAAAGUAUUUGCAGUGGGGUCUGUAAUCUCCUGGAUAGUUUGAAUCUGCUCUAUGGAUGGCAUUUCUUUCCUGUGUUUCCAUUUUUCCAUCGUUUUCCUAAGCCCUUCUGUUUUGUUACCUGUGUUUGCUCUAUGUCACUGUGCAUGUCUUUGUCACCAUCUCUAGUUAUCUGUGAGGUAUUUCUGCCUUGAUUUUUUUUCUAGAGUUCAUUCAGCUGCUUUUGGGUUUUGAUUGCUCCACCUUAUUGUCCCCUGGGUUUGCCUUUGGUGAGCUGGAAAUCUGGAGUUGCAUUUUGUUUUUCAUUGUCUUGUUUUUUGGGGUUUUGUUUUUGGUCUGUAGUUUAAUUCCUGCGUUGGUGCUUGUAAAUUCCUUAUGACCAAUAGCUUUAUUGCUAAUAUUGAGAACCCUUAGAAAAAUGGCUCCUUCGCAAAGAUGUCUUUAGGUGUAGCUGCUUUUGAGUUUUAUUCUGUGGGAAGAUACUGCCUGUUCAGUUUAUUGAGAAUGAGGAGUUGGUACCUUUUUGACCCGGCCCUGGCAUUUGGCCUGUGGUAUUGUUUAUGACCCUUGGCAGUCUCAUUCUUGGCAUAGCAAGAACAGCUGAUUAGAAAAAUGAUGUCACAUUGGUAAAGUGGUACCAUCAGCAGUAGCAUCAAAUGCAGCCUAGAAAAUGACAAGCUGUGGUCAUUACUAAUUUACCAUCUUUAACUGUAUGGACUAUAUCUGUUAUUAGAUAAUGUUGAGGUUUGUGUCUGGAUGUCCCCCAAAGCCUCAUGCAGGCAUGGGGGCAGGCUGCUAGAAUUUGUAAUUGAUUCAUGCUCCAGUGCUGGAAUUGUGGGUGUGAGUGCUACACCCUCCCUAGGGUGGGUGUGACCUCCAUACAGUGUAAGGGACAGAAAGUCUUCUCUCUUACACUCCUCCCUUUUUGCUCUGGUUGCUUUUGCUGUCUUCUGUCACCAUGAACUGUUUGUUCUCUGCCAUGAACCACCUUGCCUUGGAGCCAGCCAAUUGUGGACUGAAACCUCCACAAACUAAGCUUAAUAAACCUUUCUUCCUUGAUUUUGGAUGUUGGGUAUUUUUUUCCACCAAUGAGAGAAAAGUAAUCAAGACAGAUAACAAAGCCUAAAAUGAACCAGAAAAUUGUAUACAAUAAGUAUUCCCUUAAUGUGGUAAUGUUACCUUCAGGGGAGAAAACAUUGAAAACAAUUAGGGGCAAAAAAUAGAGAAAUAGAAGAAGAGGGGGAGAUUAGAAGCAAGGCUGAAGGAAGAUUACUCAACUUUAGGAAAUUUGGUGAUUAAGAGAGGGAAGAAGUAAAAACAACAGUUGUUACUCCCCCUGAAAGAAAAAACAGUGUCCACUUCAGGGUGUGUGUCUGCUGUCACUGGUAGACAACGUGGACAGGCAGAGCCCAGGACCAUGGGAAAGAAUCCCAGCAAACCAAACAUAGGUGUACGUACACAGGUCCCACUGUGUGGUCAGCCUGGUUUCCAGCAGUGAGGCUGGCACCUGAUUUGUUUGGCCCACAACAUGCCAUGUGCCUCCUGUGAGCUUGGACUCGGCUCCCUGAGCUCCUACCAGUCUUUACCUGGUUCUGGCGCACCUGACACUGGGAGCCGAUAAAUGGAACCAGCCGAAACCCGCUCCAAGUUUGGAAUCCUUACCUCAGUUGGCCUGUCUCCAAGACGGCUACCAGCCGUCUACCAUCCUCUCCUAACAGGUGUCUGACUCCGGAUAACCGCUGCGGUCCACUGCUCCAGUCUACUGGUGCAUUUCUCUGCAGAGGCCAAUGGUCACUGCAAACGCAGGUCCAGUCCUCUCCCCCAGGGUGGCUCAGGGCUCAGGGACAAGGCACUGCUUGCCCACCUCUGCUCGGCACUGAGGUCUCUCGGCUCUCUCAUUGGCUUUACUUCUUGCUUCAGAUCUGUGCUGGGUCGCAGGGGUGUGCUCUCUCUGUCUCUCAUCCUCACAUUGCUAUGUUUUGGCAUCUGGACACCAAAUCUCAGAGAAGGUGUUUCUUUUCUGUUCGCCACUAUACUCUUUUGGAAGUCUGCACCACCUUUUUGUUUUGGUUUUUGUUUGGUUGGUUGGUUUUUUGAGGCGGAGUCUCGCUAUGUGGUUUAGGCUGGCCUUGAACCGCUUGAACCUGUGCUGAUCCUCCUGUCUCAGUUCCCUGAGUGCUGGGAUUACAGAUUGCAUCACUAUGCCUGACACUGCACCUCUCUUUUAAAGCAGAAUGUAUUAUAUAUCUGCCACUUGUAGACUUUCAGGAAAUUAAGAUAUUUGUCAAGAAGCCAGUGUUUCCCUGGCUCAGCUGGAAAACCUGGCACUCAGAGGAAGUCGGGUGGGUGCCUCUUGUCAAGCACCUCUUGCCCCUGUUAAGUCUGCAGUGAGGAAAGUUACCCCAGAUUUCCACUCCUAAUACCCAGGGGCUGCCAGACAGGUGGCACAUGUCUGUAGUCCCAGCCCCUGGGGAACCUGAGGCAGGAGGCUUGAAAGGCAAAGGCCACCCUGAGUAACUCAGCCUCUGACUCAGACUCCAGAAACUAAAAGGGCAGAGCUCAGGGUUCAGCCCUCUCCCCUGCAGAAAUCCAACUGCACUGUAUCCAGCCCACGUGAAGGACAACCCGGCUGCCCGAGGAGGCCUGCAUGCAAGGAGUCGUGUGCUCUACAAGCUGAGGGCAGCGUGGCAGACUCGGCUGACACUGGGUGAACAUAAUUGUGUGUAACAGUGACAGGUGACACACGCGGGCAACACUGAGACUGCAGCACCUAGACCAAGACCACCUGUCCCUCUGCCCCUCCCCAGAAUGACCACAGUGCAGUGAACAGGUCAGGCCAGUCGCUACAGAGCACCUUGUGUGUGUGUGACCACGUCCCUGCCUGGCAGUCGGGUGCAUGGGCUGGAGCAGUCAGAAUCGCAGUGCCCAGGUGCUGGUACUCAGCACUGCAUUGCUGGACGAAUGCUCAGGAGCUGCACUGUCCCCUGGUAACUGCUAAGCCCCUGGCAUGUGGCCAGUGUGAUGGCAGAGCUGAGUUUCUAUUUAUUUUUAUUUUCUUAUGGCCUUGUUUGUUUGAAACAGUGGCCUAGCCAGACAUGGCUACGCAUGCCUGUAAUCCCAGCAUUUGAGAGGCUGAGGCAGAAGGAUCACCACGCAUUCAAGUCCAUCCUGGGCCACAAAAAAAGACCCUGUCUCCAAAAAACAAAACCACAAAAGCAAAGCAACCAUCUUGCUCUGCUGUCCGCAUGGCCUUGAACUCACUUCCUAGUCCCUCCCUCCCUUUCUUUUUUCCAUUUUGAGACAGGGUCUUGCUAAGACACUAAAUUGUCCAAACUGAGCUGACACUCAAGAUCCUCUGGGAUUAUAGGCAUGUGCCACCACCCCGGACUUGAAUUUUGUUUGUUUGGACUCAAGGCUCUUCAGACUUGGCCAUAGGAAGUGACCUUAAGUGGAGGGGAUCCCUGGCAAAGGGUCAGUUUCUCCGUGCCUGUCUCAGACACGGGGAGCUGUCAUUCCUGAUUUGGGUGGAUCUGUACCCCACUGGAUUCCUAGGUCAACAAAUCCUUCAGGAUUUUCCAUUUGACGAGGCUGACAUUAAAAUUGAAAUACUCAAAAUCCCAUAUUAUGCUUUGCUCUGUUUGUAGGGAGGGACGCUGCUCUAGACAGAGAUGUCUUGACUUACUAUGUAACCCAGAGUGAUCUCAAACUUGUAGGGAUCCUCCUGCUUAAGCCUCCUGAGUACUAAGUUUACAGGCAUGUGCUACAUGCCCAGUUUAAACCUGUAUUUUUAAAAAAUAAAAUAGCAAACUCACUGAAAUCAGUGAGGACAUUAACAAUUCUAAUAUAGUAGCCAGGUGCCGAGGUGCAGCUUGUGGUCUCAGCAGACAGGGAAGCCGAGGCACAGGACCACAAGUUCCAGGCCAGCCUGGGCACCUUAGCUACUCAGCAGACCUAGUCUCGAAAUAAGGGUCAAGUGUGUUAGUCCAGGGACAAAGGCCCCUGGGAAAAUUAUAAUAGUUUAUUUCCCAGAAAACAGCCGGACCCCGAUGGGAGGGGCAACUGGGAAGGAACCGGGGAUCCUGGAGAUGCGGAGAAGAGCCCUGGGCCUGCGCAGCUUCCGCAGCGACCCGAACCGCCGGUGCCGGGUCCACGCCGCACCCUUCGGCACACCGAGUGACCCAUCCAGCCUGGACCCCGAGCCCUGGUCCCCAGCUCCCGGUGCUGCGUCCCCGUUGUUUGGCUCGGGAAAUGGCGCACCUGGGCAGGCGAUGGGUGCUUAACAAAGGCGGGGACCCGGUCCCCCAUCCUUGGCGAUUACCGGGUCGGUGCUCCCGGGCCGAGCCUUUGUGCCGGCGUCUCCGCUCUCCACCGCUGGAGGGCAGCCUGAGCCGGGGACCAGGGCGGGGCCGGGGUGGGGCGGGCACUGGCUCGCGCCCGGACCGCGGUGCCAUGGGGGAGGCGGCAGCCGGGGACCCCAGCUACCUGGGUCGCUGCUUCGUGCGCCGCCGCGUGUGCGCGUCCUUCGCGCUGUGGCUCUGCGCCGCCUGCUGCUGGGUCGCCGCCCACGCGCUGCUUCUCUACCUGAGAUGUGCAGCGAAACCCAGACAGGACCCAGCAGCCCUGUGUGCUGCAUGCCGCCUCCUAAGCAGCCUGUGUGACGUGGCAGGUGCGGCUCUGGCCAGGCAGCUCCCGAUCCAGGUCUUCACGGGCGCCUAUCUGGCAGCUGUGGACCUGCUGGGCUUCCUGAGCAUCGUCUUCCGGCCCUGCACAUCCCCGCACCGGCUGGAUGUGGGUCCGGGCACACGAGCAAGGACGAGGCGGCGGCGUUGGCAGCGGCUUCGGACCCCGGUGUUCGUCCUGGCCCUGCUGCUGGGCCUGGUCCCAGGCUGGGCGCUCUGGGCAGCUGUCCCCAAGAUGUGGGUUCCAGUCCCAGGAUCUCAGCGAAGACUUCUGGGAAACCUGCCCCCGGAAACCACCGACGUCCUCGGCUACCUGCUGGGGGGCAUCGCAGUCCUUGGCGCCUGGGCAUCCCAGAUCCCCCCACUCUGCAGAAUCGGCCAGGGGAAGCCCUUCUCCUGUAUCCACCUAUGGUCCAGGUUCCUGGAUGCCCUGGCCGGGCUCCUCUACGCCUCAGCCAUUGUGGCCCACGACCAGCGGCCCAAGUACCUGCUGCGGGCCAUGCCCUGGUUCCUGACAUCCCUGGGCCAUGCCGCACUGGACCUCGCUCUCAUCCCCGUCUCCUGUGUGGUAAGGACCAGGGCAAGAAGAGCCGUGGAGCCGAGUGGGAGCCCCGACAGCCAGGUGCUGCUGCCCCGCACCAGCGGAGCAGACGGGAGCCCGGAGACGGGGCCCAGGGACCAGGGUUCAGACUGGGUGCAGCUCAGCACACUGUGGAACUGUAAGUCCCUGCGGACGGUGGCUGCCAUUAGUCCCACAGAGCUGACCUUGGGGCUGGUGCAGCAGGUAGCCUGUGGUACAGUGAAGCUGCCCAACGACGGACAGACAGAUGGAUGCAUGAGGGUGGGGGACACGACCCUGCAGAAGCUGCCCUCCUCCCCACCCAUGCAGUGUCCCCGGGCCUGGACAUCAUCCACCAGCUUGUCCGAGGCCUUAUCUGUCACCUCAGACCUGGAGGACCGGGAUCUCUGAACCCACAGCUUUGGCGGAGGCUCCUGCUGUGGCCACUGCAAGAGGAGCCACACACUGGGUCCUGUGUUCCGAUCAGCUGCCCUGGAGAGCAGGAGGCUCUAGGCUGCGACCCUCAGACUGCCAUGCAACCCUGCAGAGUCCCUUAAACUCCAAAGCCAUGCUGUUCAAGGCUAUCUAAAGCUACUCUCUGAGAAACACUGUCCUCAGAAAUCACUUGAAAACCCAUCUGUUAGCCGGGUGUGGUGGAACACUUCUGUAAUCCCAGCGCGCAGGAGGCCUGAGGCAGGCAGAUCAUUGCAAGUUUGAGACCAGCCUGGGCUACAAAGUAAGCUCAAGGUCAGCCUGAACUGUGUAGUGAGACCCUGUCUCAAAAAGACAAAAAAAAAAGAAAGAAAAGAAAACCCGUCUGUUGAUGUAGAAGGGACAUAAAUAAAUAGAUAAAUAAAAUAAA